Messenger RNA from Gadus morhua (Atlantic cod), 15513 nucleotides. Its product is annotated as ryanodine receptor 3. Gene Ontology annotation, biological process: striated muscle contraction; intracellular calcium ion homeostasis; release of sequestered calcium ion into cytosol by sarcoplasmic reticulum. The record is from RefSeq and is a predicted model, not a curated record. Gene Ontology annotation, cellular component: Z disc; sarcoplasmic reticulum membrane; smooth endoplasmic reticulum. Lineage: Eukaryota; Metazoa; Chordata; Actinopteri; Gadiformes; Gadidae. Gene Ontology annotation, molecular function: calcium ion binding; protein binding; ryanodine-sensitive calcium-release channel activity.
CUGCCUCCUCCGGGCAGUCGCCAGUGAGCGAGCGUGAGUGACUGGGCUGCAGUAGUUUUUUUUGCUCCGGCUCCCCCUUUUACAUUCGCCGUGGAUUAGCUCUAUAUGCUAAUAUCGACAAGACCAGAGAGAGAGGAGCAGCCGCGCUGUGCUGCGAGCCGACAGUGGAGGCUUCCAGAGUCUCCAAAGAGGCUCUUCAUCAGCCAUGACUGAAGGCGGGGAAGGAGAGGAUGAGAUACAGUUCCUCAGGACCGAUGAUGAAGUGGUGCUCCAGUGUGUGGCCUGCAUCCAGAAGGAGAACCGCAAGUUCUGCCUGACCGCGGAGGGCCUGGGCAACCGGCUGUGCUACCUGGAGCCUACGUCAGAGGCUAAGUAUGUUCCUCCAGACCUGUGCAUCGCCAGCUUCGUGCUGGAGCAGUCCCUGUCGGUACGAGCACUGCAGGAGAUGCUGGCCAAGAGCGGACAGAACAGUGAAGCGGCAGCUCAGGGCGGUGGGCACAGGACCCUUCUGUAUGGACACGCCAUUCUGCUGAGGCACUCCUUUAGCGCUAUGUACCUGACCUGUCUGAAGACUUCAAGGUCGCAGACUGAUAAGCUGUCCUUUGAUGUGGGGCUGCAGGAGGAUUCAACAGGUGAGGCCUGCUGGUGGACCAUCCACCCGGCCUCCAAGCAGAGGUCAGAGGGGAGAAAGGUCAGGAUCGGGGACGACCUCAUCCUGGUCAGUGUGUCCUCGGAGCGUUACCUGCACCUGUCCAUCUCCAACGGCAGCAUCCAGGUGGACGCGUCCUUCAUGCAGACCCUGUGGAACGUCCACCCAACCUGCUCUGGCAGCAACAAAGUAGAAGGCUACCUCCUGGGCGGCCACGUGCUUCGCCUCUUCCACGGACACGACGAGGUGCUGACCAUCCCGGGGUCGGACCAGACUGAGGAGCAUCAGAGGAUAGUGAACUAUGAGACGGGCAAGGCCGGUGCCAAGGCGAGGUCCCUGUGGAGGUUGGAACCGCUCCGAAUCAGCUGGAGCGGGAGCCACAUCCGCUGGGGCCAGGCCUUCCGACUGCGUCACCUGACCAGGGGCCACUACCUGGCCCUCACGGAGGACCGGGGCCUGGUGCUGCAGGACCGCGAGAAGGCAGACACCACCUCCACGGCCUUCUGCUUCAGAUCAUCCAAGGAGAAGCUGGAGCACAGUCCUAAGCGGGACAUGGACGGCAUGGGGCUGGCAGAGAUCAAGUACGGGGACUCCCUGUGUUUCGUCAUGCACAUGGCCACGGGGCUCUGGCUGUCCUACCAGGCCGUGGACGUCAAGUCCGCCCGCCUGGGUCCCCUCAAGAGACGGGCGUGUCUCCACACAGAGGGCCACAUGGACGACGGGCUGACCCUGCAGCGGUGUCAGCACGAGGAGUCCCGCGCCGCCCGCAUCAUCCGCAACACCACCCGCCUCUUCAGCCGCUUCAUCAGGGACCUGGACUGUCUGGGCGCCAAGAACCGUGCGCUGGUGGCGCUGCCCAUCGAGGAGGUGCUGCAGACGCUCAACGACCUCAUCACCUACUUCCAGCUGCCCGACGCCGAGCUGGAGCAUGAGGAGAAGCAGAUCAAGCUGCGCUCGCUCAAGAACCGCCAGAACCUCUUCAAACAGGAAGGCAUGCUGACGCUGGUGUCCAACUGCAUCGACCGCCUCAACGUGUACAACAGCGCGGCCCACUUUGGGGAGUGCGCGGGGUCCGAGGCCGGCGCGGCCUGGAAGGACAUCCUGAACCUGCUGUACGAGCUGCUGGCGGCGUUGAUCAGGGGCAACAGGAACAACUGUACCCAGUUUUCCAACAACCUGGACUGGCUGGUCAGCAAGCUGGAGCGACUGGAGUCUUCUUCAGGCAUCCUUGAGGUCCUGCACUGCAUCUUGAUCGAGAGCCCCGAAGCACUGAACAUCAUCCAGAGAACACACAUCAAGUCCAUCAUCUCCCUGCUCUACAAGCAUGGCCGCAACCACAAGGUCAUGCUGUGCUCCCUGUGCGUGUGCAACGGGGUGGCGGUCCGCACCAACCAGAACCUCAUUGAUCACCUGCUGCCCAAGAGAGACCUGCUCCUCCAGACCAGACGUAACGAUGUCCAGAGCAUGCGACCGAACAUCUCUGGGGUGAGCGAGGGAUCGGCGCAGUACAAGAAGUGGUACUACGAGCUGAUGAUCGACCAGGUGGACCACUUCGUAACCAGCGAACCCUCCCACCUCAGGGUGGGCUGGGCCAACACCAAGGGCUACGCCCCCUACCCUGGAGGAGGGGAGGGCUGGGGGGGCAACGGGGUGGGGGACGACCUCUACUCCUACGGCUUCGAUGGCCUCCACCUCUGGUCAGGUCGCGUCCAGCGGGCCGUGGCGUCCCUGAACCAACACGUGCUGACCACGGAGGACGUGGUGAGCUGCUGCCUUGACCUGGCGGCGCCCAGCGUCUCCUACCGCAUCAACGGGCAGCCCGUCCAGGGCAUGUUCGAGAACUUCAACACCGACGGCCUCUUCUUCCCAGUGGUCAGCUUCUCGGCCGGCGUCAAGGUACGCUUCCUGUUGGGUGGUCGCCACGGUGAGUUCAAGUUCCUGCCGCCGUCCAGUUAUGCGGCCUGCUUCGAAGCCCUGCUGCCCAAGGAGAAGAUGAAGGUGGAGCCAGUGAAGGAGUACAAACGAGACGCAGAGGGCGUGCGAGACCUGCUGGGAACCGCCCAGUUCCUGUCCCAGGCCUCCUUCAUCCCCACGCCGGUGGAAACCAGCCAGAUUAUCAUGCCUCCCCAUCUCGAAAAGGUUCGAGAUAAGUUGGCGGAGAACAUUCACGAGCUCUGGGGAAUGAAUAAAAUAGAGUUAGGCUGGUCCUAUGGCAAGGUAAGAAGGAGGAUAAACAAGCGUCAGCACCCAUGCCUGGUGGAUUUCUCGAAGCUGCCUGACACCGAGAAGAACUACAACCUCCAGAUGUCGUCGGAAACACUCAAGACCCUGCUGGCUUUAGGGUGCCAUGUGCUCCUGGUCCGCCCCGGUGCUGAGGACAGCCUGAAGAAGAUCAAACUCCCCAAGAACUAUAUGAUGUCCAACGGCUACAAGCCCACCCCUCUGGACCUGUCUGACAUUAAGCUGACCCCGGGACAAGAGCUUCUGGUGGACAAGCUGGCCGGAAAACUGCCCACAACGUGUGGGCCAAGGGACCGCAUCAAGCAGGGAUGGACCUACGGUAUCCAGCAGGACGUGAAGAGUAAGCGCAACCCCCGCCUGGUGCCCACGCCCUGUUUGGACGAGCGCACCAAGAAGUCCAAUCGGGACAGCCUGCGAGAAGCUAUUCGCACCCUGAUUGGCUACGGCUACAACAUCGAGCCCUCCGACCAGGAAGGAGGGCACGUGGUGGAGCGGCUGACCAUCGACAAAAUCCGCUUCUUCCGGGUGGAGCGCACCUACGCCGUGCGCACCGGCAAGUGGUACUUUGAGUUCGAGGCGGUGACGGGCGGAGACAUGCGGGUGGGCUGGGCGCGGCCCGACUGCAAACCCGACCUGGAGCUCGGCACCGACGAGCUGGCCUUCGUGUUCGACGGAUACCGGGGCCACCGCUUGAACAUGGGGAGCCGCUUCUUCGGCCGCUCCUGGCGGGCUGGCGACGUGGUGGGCUGCAUGAUCAACAUGGAGGACAAGUCCAUGGUCUUCACCCUCAACGGCGAAUCCUCAUCACCAACAAGGGGCUCCGAGCUCUGCUUCGCCGACUUUGAGACCGAAGACGGAUUCAUCCCCGUGUGCAGCCUGGGUCUGGCCCAGGUGGGGCGCAUCAACCUGGGCAAGGAGGCCAGCUCCUUCAGGUACUACACCAUGUGUGGCCUCCAGGAGGGAUUUGAACCCUUCGCCGUCAACAUGAACAGGGAGGUGACCAUGUGGUUCAGCAAGCGCCUGCCCACCUUCGUCAACGUGCCCAAGGACCACAAUCACCUCAUGAUCACAAGGAUCGACGGCACGGUCGAGCCCCCGGUCUGAAGGGUGACCCACAAGACCUUUGACCAGAACAGCAACGCCGACAUGGUGUUCUGCCGGCUCAGCAUGCCCGUGGAGCUCUACUCCCUCUUCAAGACCAGCGCCGUGGCCGACAUGAACGGGGUCCACGAGGAGGAGACCCUCAAAGUCAAGCACAGAUACCCACUGAGGGCUGUGAAGCACGGGGACGAAGCCAGACGAGUGGACUACAGCAGCAUCACCACGUACUACCACUCGGUCCGUGUGUUCGCCGGUCAGGAGCCUGCGGGCGUGUGGGUGGGCUGGGUGACCCCAGACUACCAUUACUUCAGCAACAACUACAACCUCAGCAAGAACCGCACGGUGACGGUAACCCUGGGCGACGAGCGUGGGCGGGUCCACGAGACGGUGAGGCGUAGUAACUGCUACAUGGUGUGGGCCGGGGAGGUGAAUAGUGGCUCCCACUCCUCCAGCAGCAGCAACGUGGACCUGGAGGUGGGCUGCCUGAUCGACCUGGCCACCGGCCUGCUGUCCUUCACCGUCAACGGCAAGGAGAUCGCCACCUCCUACCAGGUGGAACCCAACACCAAGCUCUUCCCUGCUGUGUUUGUGCGACCCACCAGCGCCAACCUCUUCCAGUUUGAGCUGACUAAAAUCAAGAACACCAUGCCCCUGUCGUCGGCCAUCUUUAAGAGCGAGCACAAGAACCCGGUGUCGCAGUGCCCUCCGCGGCUGGACGUGCAGUCCAUCAGCGCCGUGCUGUGGAGCCGCAUGCCCAACAGCUUCCUGAAGGUGGAGACGGGCCGGGUGAGCGAGAGGCACGGCUGGAUGGUCCAGUGUGUGGAGCCCCUGCAGAUGCUGGCCGUGCACAUACCCGAGGAGAACAGGUGUGUGGAUAUCAUGGAGCUGUCUGAGCAGCAGGACAUGCAGCAGUUCCACUACCACACGCUGAAGCUCUACUGCGCCCUGUGCGCGCUGGGCAACACGCGCGUGGCCCACGCCCUCUGCGGCCACCUGGACCAGUCGCAGCUGCUCUACAUCAUCGACAACAAGUACCUGUCGGGCAUGCUGCGCGAGGGCUUCUACAGCGUGCUCAUCAGCAUCCACCUGGAGACGGCGCGCGAGGCCCGCCUCAUGAUGAACAACGAGUUCAUCAUCCCCGUCACCCCCGAGACGCGCUCCAUCCGCCUCUUCUCGGACGCCUCCAAGCGCCACCUGCCGCCCGGCGUGGGCCUCAGCACCUCGCUCAAGCCCCGCCUCAACUUUGCGCCGCCGUGCUUCGUGGGCAGCAAGCGGGAGCAGCACCUGUACAGCCCCCAGAUCCCGCUGGACGCGCUGAAGGAGAAGGCCAUCAGCAUGCUGACGGAGGCCGUGCAGGGCGGGGGCCACCACAUCCGGGACCCCGUGGGGGGCAGCGUGCAGUACCAGUUUGUGCCCAUCCUGAGGCUGAUCAGCACCCUGCUGACCAUGGGGGUGCUGGCCAGCGGCGACGUGCACAAGAUCCUUCUGCUCAUCGACCCCGCCGUGUUCGGGGAGCCGGGGGCGGAGCGGGAAGCCGCCGCCGCCGCUGCCGCUGCCGCCGCGGAGGCCGCCGCCGCCGACACCGCUGCCGUCCUGCCUGCGGAGAAGGAGGGGCUGAAAGGGGAGGAGGGGAAGGCUGUGGAGGCCGGAGAGGAGGAGGCGGGGAAGGACGGGAGGCAGCCGAUGAAAGGGCUGCUGGAGAAGAGGUUGCCGGAGCCGGUGAAGCGGCAGAUCUGCGAGCUGCUCCACUACUUCUGCGACUGCGAGCUGAAGCACCGCAUUGAGGCCAUCGCCUCCUUCUCCGACCACUUUGUCUCCAAGCUGCAGCACAACCAGAAGUUCCGCUACAACGAGCUGAUGCUGGCGCUCAACAUGUCCGCCGCCGUCACCGCCAGGAAGACCAAAGAGUUCCGCUCGCCCCCGCAGGAGCAGAUCAACAUGCUGCUGAACUUCAGCACGGGGGAUGACUGCCCAUGUCCGGAGGAGAUCCAGGAGGAGCUGUAUGACUUCCACAAUGAGCUCCGCCUCCACUGCGGAAUCCCGAUGGAGGAAGAGGAAGAGGCGCUGGAUACGUCCAUUAAAGGUCGCCUUCUGGCCCUCGUUCAGAAAAUCAAAGGGCAGCAGCAGAAGGCAGAGAAGGAGCCGGCGGAGAUGCAGGAAACGGCACCAUCCAACCUGAAGGAGCUCAUCUCCCAGACCAUGGUGUGCUGGGCCCAGGAGUGUCAGAUCCAGGACCCGGAGCUGGUACGUAAGAUGUUCAGCCUGCUGCGGCGGCAGUACGACAGCAUCGGCGAGCUGCUGGGCGCCAUGCGCAAGAGCUACACCAUCAGCGGCGUGUCGGUGCAGGACACCAUCAACCUGCUGGCGUCGCUGGGCCAGAUCCGCUCGCUGCUGUCCGUGCGCAUGGGCAAGGAGGAGGAGAAGCUCAUGAUCGACGGACUCGGUGACAUCAUGAACAACAAGGUGUUCUACCAACACCCCAACCUGAUGAGGGUGCUGGGCAUGCACGAGACCGUCAUGGAGGUCAUGGUCAACGUGCUAGGAGGAGACAAGUCACAGGAGAUCGCCUUCCCCAAGAUGGUGGCCAGCUGCUGCCGCUUCCUCUGCUACUUCUGUCGGAUCAGCCGGCAGAACCAGAAGGCCAUGUUUGACCACCUAAGCUACCUGCUGGAGAACAGCAGCGUUGGCCUGGCCUCCCCCUCCAUGCGGGGCUCCACUCCCCUGGACGUCGCCGCCUCGUCUGUCAUGGACAACAAUGGUCUGGCCCUUGCCCUAGAGGAGCCCGAUCUGGACAAGGUGGUCACCUACCUGGCCGGGUGCGGUCUGCAGAGCUGUCCCAUGCUGCUGGCUAAGGGAUACCCGGACAUCGGCUGGAACCCCAUCGAGGGGGAGCGCUACCUGUCCUUCCUGCGUUUCGCCGUCUUCGUCAACGGCGAGAGCGUGGAGGAGAACUCCAACGUGGUGGUGAAGCUGCUUAUCCGACGGCCCGAGUGCUUCGGCCCCGCCCUGCGGGGGGAGGGGGGCAACGGCCUGCUGGCCGCCAUGAAGGAGGCCAUCAAGAUCUCCGAGACCCCCGCCCUGGACCUGCCCGGCUCGGUGCACGGGAUCAGCUCCGACGCGUCGGCGGACGGCGAGGACGAAGAGGAGGUGGUGCACAUGGGGAACGCCAUCAUGUCCUUCUACUCGGCUCUGAUCGACCUGCUGGGCCGAUGCGCCCCGGAGAUGCACUUGAUCAACAAGGGCAAAGGGGAGGCUCUGCGGAUACGAGCCAUCCUGCGCUCCCUGGUGCCCACCGAGGACCUGGUGGGCAUCAUCAGCAUCCCGCUCAAGAUGCCCGUCGUCAACAAAGACGGGUCUGUCACCGAGCCGGACAUGUCGGCCUGCUUCCAGCCCGACCACAAAGCGCCCAUGGUGCUGUUCCUGGACCGGGUGUACGGCGUGGAGGAGCAGGGCUUCCUGCUCCACCUGCUGGAGGUGGGCUUCCUGCCGGACCUCCGAGCCUCCGCCUUCCUGGACGCGGAGGGUCUCCGGACCAGCGAGUCGGCGCUGGCCAUGAACCGCUACAUCGGCUCGGCCAUGCUGCCGCUGCUCACCCGCUGCGCCCCGCUGUUCGCCGGCACCGAGCACUACGCCGCCCUGGUGGACUCCACCCUGCACACCGUCUACCGCCUGUCCAAGGGCCGCUCGCUCACCAAGGCCCAGCGAGACGCCAUCGAGGAGUGCCUGCUGGCCGUCUGCAAAUACCUCCGCCCCUCCAUGCUGCAGCAGCUGCUGAGGAGGCUGGUGUUUGACGUGCCCUUGCUGACCGAGUACUGCAAGAUGCCUCUCAGGCUGCUGACCAAUCACUACGAGCAGAACUGGAAGUACUACUGCCUGCCUUCGGGCUGGGGCAGCUACGGAAUGGCCUCGGACGAAGAGCUGCUCCUCACCAAGAAGAUCUUCUGGGGCGUGUUUGAUUCGCUGUCCCAGAGGAAGUAUGACUCUGAGCUGUUCAAGAUGGCCAUGCCCUGCCUCAGCGCCAUCUCAGGGGCUCUCCCCCCCGACUAUGUGGAUGCCUCCAUUAACACCAACGUGGAGAAGCCCGCCUCCGUCGACGCCCACGGCAACUUUGACCCCAAGCCGAUCAAUACAUCCAACAUAUCGCUAACCGACAAGCUGGAGUACUUUGCCAACAAGUAUGCUGAGCAUUCCCAUGAUAAAUGGUCAGCCGAAAAGGUGUUGCUGGGGUGGAAGUAUGGAGAGUGUGUGGAUGAGAAGGCCAAGACUCACCCCCAGCUCAGGAUGUACAAGGGCCUGACAGAGAAGGAGAAGGACAUCUACCGCUGGCCCAUCAGAGACACCCUCAGGAGCAUGCUGGCCAUGGGCUGGGUGGUGGACCGCUCCAAGGAUGGAGAGAGCAUGUCUCAACAGAGCGAGAAGAUGCGCAAAAUCUCCCAGGCAUCCCAGGCAAACGGUUUUAACCCAACUCCAAUAGACACAAGCAACGUGGUGCUGUCCAGAGACUUGCAGGGCAUGGUGGAUGUGCUGGCGGAGAAUUAUCAUAACAUCUGGGCGAAGAAGAAAAAGAGUGACCUUGGAAGCAAAGGUGGGGGAACACACCCUCUGCUGGUACCCUACGACACGCUGACGGCGAAGGAGAAGGCGCGGGAUCGAGAGAAGGCCCAGGAUCUGUUCCGCUUCCUGCAGAUCAAUGGCUACGUCACCACAAGAGGCAUGAAGGACAUGGAGCAGGACUCGUCGUCGAUGGAGAAGAGGUUUGCAUACAAGUUCCUCAAGAAGCUGCUGAAGUACGUGGACUCGGCCCACGAGUUCAUCGCCCACCUGGAGUCCAUGGCCAUCAGUGGAAAAACCGACAGGUCCCCUCAUGAGCAGGAGAUCAAGUUCUUUGCCAAAGUCCUCCUCCCUCUCAUCGACCAGUACUUCAAGAACCACUCGCUCUACUUCCUCUCCUCGCCCAAUAAGAACCUGAGCAGCAGCGGCUACGCCUCCAACAAGGAGAAGGAAAUGGUCACCAGCCUGUUCUGUAAGUUAGCAGCUCUUGUGAGACAUAGGAUUUCCCUCUUUGGUAGUGACUCCACCACCAUGGUCAGCUGUCUCCAUAUCUUGGCACAUACUUUGGACACCAGGACGGUGAUGAAGUCUGGCUCAGAACCAGUGAAGGCGGGCCUCCGGACGUUCUUCGAGAACGCGGCCGAGGACCUGGAGAAGACGUUCGAGAACCUCAAGCUGGGGAAGUUCACGCACUCGCGCUCGCAGAUGAAGGGCGUGUCGCAGAACAUCAACUACACCACGGUGGCGCUGCUGCCCAUCCUCACGGCCCUCUUCCAGCACAUCACCCAGCACCACUUCGGCGUGGACCUGCUCCUGGAUGACCUGCAGGUGUCCUGCUAUCGGAUCCUGAACAGCCUCUACGCCCUGGGCACGGGGAAGAACAUCUACGUGGAAAGGCAGCUGCCGGCCCUGGGGGAGUGCCUGGCCACCCUGGCGGGGGCGCUGCCCGUGGCCUUCCUGGAGCCCCAGCUGAACGCCUACAACCCCUGCUCCGUGUUCAACACCAAGUCGGUCCGGGAGCGAGCCAACCACGGCAUGCCCGACUCGGUGGAGGACAUGUGUCCCGAGAUGCCCCGCCUGGCGGGCCUGAUGAAGGACAUCAACGACAUGGCCGAGUCGGGCGCCCGCUACACGGAGAUGCCCCACGUCAUCGAGGUGGUGCUGCCCAUGCUCUGCAACUACCUGUCGUACUGGUGGGAGCGGGGGCCCGAGAACCAGCCGGCCAGCGGGGGCUGCCUCUGCUGCACCACCGUCACCUCGGAGCACCUCAGCCUGCUGCUGGGGAACAUCCUGAAGAUCCUCAACAGCAACCUGGGCAUCGACGAGGCGUCCUGGAUGAAGAGGAUCGCCGUCUACGUGCAGCCCAUCAUCAGCAAGGCGCGGGCCGACCUGCUGAAGAGCCACUUCCUGCCCACGCUGGACAAGCUGAAGAAGAAGACGGUGAAGGUGGUGGGCGAGGAGGAGCUGCUGAAGGCCGACAGCAAGGGGGACACCCAGGAGGCCGAGCUGCUCAUCCUGGACGAGUUCGCCGUGCUCUGCCGGGACCUGUACGCCUUCUACCCCAUGCUCAUCCGCUACGUGGACAACAACAGAUCUCGGUGGCUCAAAGAGCCGGACCGGGACUCCAACGAGCUCUUCAGAAUGGUGGCAGAGAUAUUCAUCCUGUGGUGCAAAUCCCACAACUUCAAACGGGAGGAGCAGAACUUUGUGGUGCAGAACGAGAUCAACAACCUGUCCUUCCUGACCGGGGAUAACAAGACCAAGAUGUCUAAGUCUGGAGGGCAGGACCAGGAGCGGAAGCACAAGAAGCGGCGCGGGGAGUUCUACUCCAUCCAGACCUCGCUGAUCGUGGCGGCGCUGAAGAAGAUGCUGCCCAUCGGCCUGAACAUGUGCACCCCAGGGGACCAGGAGCUCAUCUCACUGGCCAAGAACCGCUACCUCCUGAAAGACUCAGACGAUGAAGUCAAAGACCACAUCCGGCAGAAUCUACACCUUCAGGAAAAGUCGGAGGACCCGGCGGUGCGCUGGCAGCUGAACCUCUACAAGAACGUGGUGGUGAAGAGCGAGGGCCACGCCGAUCCAGGCCGGACCGUUAACCGCAUCCAGAGCAUCUCCGCCGCCGUCUUCAACCUAGAGCAGGUGGAGCAGCCGCUGAGGUCUAAGAAGUGUGUUUGGCAGAAGCUGCUGUCCAAGCAGAGGAAGCGGGCGGUGGUGGCCUGCUUCCGUAUGGCUCCCCUCUACAACCUCCCCAGGCACCGCUCUAUUAACCUCUUCCUCCAGGCCUAUCAGAGAAUAUGGAUAGAGACAGAGGAGUACUCCUUUGAGGAGAGGCUAGUGCAGGACCUGGCAAAAACCCAGCCCAAGGUGGAGGAGGAGGAGGAAGAGGUGGUGGACACGCAGCCAGACCCUCUCCAUCAACUCAUCCUGCACUUCAGCCACAACGCCCUGACAGAGUGCAGUUCGUUGGAGGAGGACCCACUCUACAUUGCCUAUGCAGACAUGAUGGCCAAGAGCUGCGCCGAAGACGAAGAGGAGCACUACGAGGAGGAGAGGGAGAAAACCUUUGAGGAAAAGGAGAUGGAGAAACAGAAGACCCUCUACCAGCAGGCCCGGCUGCACGACCGCGGCGCUGCAGAGAUGGUGCUCCAGAUGAUCAGCGCCAGCAAAGGUCGGCUCGGUCCCAUGGUGACCUUUACGCUCAAACUCGGCAUCUCCAUUCUGAACGGGGGGAACAUAGUCGUGCAGCAGAAAAUGCUGGACUACCUGAAAGAGAAAAGGGACGUUGGGUUCUUCAAGAGUUUGUCGGGACUCAUGAUGUCGUGCAGUGUCCUGGACCUGAAUGCUUUUGAGAGGCAAAACAAAGCAGAAGGUCUGGGCAUGGUUACUGAGGAGGGAUCAAUCAACGUGAGUGAGCGGGGUUCCAAGGUGUUGCAGAAUGAUGAGUUCACCAAGGACCUCUUUAGGUUCCUGCAGCUCCUGUGUGAGGGCCACAACAACGAUUUCCAGAACUUUCUGAGAACUCAGACGGGGAACACCACCACUGUCAAUAUUAUCAUCAGCACCGUGGACUACCUGCUCAGGCUCCAGGAAUCCAUCAGUGACUUCUACUGGUACUACUCCGGGAAAGAUGUGAUGGAUGAGGCCGGUCAGAGGAACUUCUCCAAAGCUUUGGCGGUUGCAAAGCAGAUUUUUAACUCUCUGACUGAAUACAUCCAGGGUCCGUGCAUCGGGAAUCAACAGAGCCUGGCUCACAGCAGAUUAUGGGACGCGGUCGUCGGUUUCCUACAUGUCUUUGCAAACAUGCAGAUGAAGUUAUCGCAGGACUCCAGUCAGAUUGAGUUGCUGAAGGAGCUGCUGGACCUCCAGAAGGACAUGAUAGUGAUGAUGCUCUCGCUCCUGGAAGGUAACGUGGUCAACGGCACCAUCGGCAAGCAGAUGGUAGACACUCUGGUGGAGUCGUCCAGCAACGUGGAGAUGAUCCUCAAGUUCUUUGACAUGUUCCUCAAGCUGAAGGACCUGACCACGUCGGACAGCUUCAAGGAGUACGACCCCGACAGCAAAGGGGUCAUCUCCAAGAAGGACUUCCAGAAGUCCAUGGAGAACCAGAAGCAGUACUCCCAGUCGGAGAUCGAGUUCCUGCUCUCCUGCGCCGAGGCAGACGAGAACGACAUGUUCAACUACGAGGAGUUCGUGCAGCGGUUCCAUGAGCCCGCCAAGGACAUCGGCUUCAACGUGGCCGUGCUGCUCACCAACCUCUCGGAGCACAUGCCCAACGACGGCCGCCUGUCGGCCUUCCGGGACCUGGCCGAGAGUGUGCUCAGCUACUUCGAGCCCUACCUGGGGCGCAUCGAGAUCAUGGGCGGCGCCAAGCGCAUCGAGCGUGUGUACUUCGAGAUCAGCGAGUCCAGCCGCACGCAGUGGGAGAAGCCGCAGGUGAAGGAGUCCAAGCGGCAGUUCAUCUUCGACGUGGUCAACGAGGGUGGCGAGAGCGAGAAGAUGGAGCUCUUUGUCAACUUCUGCGAGGACACCAUCUUCGAGAUGCAGCUGGCGUCGCAGAUCUCGGAGCCGGACCCCGUGGAGCGGCCAGAGGAGGACGAGGAAGACCACCAGAGUGUGGCGGAGGAGCAGGACGAGGAGGAAGAGGAGGAGCACACGCUGCUGGAGUCGUCGUCGGCCUUCACCCUGGCCUGCGUCUCGGUCAGCAAGAGCCUGGGCCGCCUGCGCCGGCUGCUGACCGCACGGAGCCUGCGCCAGCGCUACCGGCGCUUCAGGAGGAUGAGCGUGAGGGAGAUGGUGCGCGGCUUCUUCUCCUUCUUCUGGAUGAUCAUCACCGGCCUCUUCCACUUCCUAUACGGCCUGGUGUGGGGCUUCUUCCACAUCCUGUGGACCACCAUGUUCGGCGGCGGGCUGGUGGAGGGCGCCAAGAACAUCAAGGUGACGGACAUCCUGGGGAACAUGCCGGACCCCACACAGUUCGGGAUCCACGGCGACGCUCUAGAGACGGAGAAGAUGGAGGCCUGCGAGGCUUCGCAGCUGGCCGAGCUGGGCCAGCUGUCGCAGGGCGAGGAGGCGGAGGCCGACCUGAUCGCUGAGCUGCUAUACAUCCAGCCCAAGAAGGAGGGCAAGCACGGCUCAGAGCCGGGCCUGGGCGACGUGUCUGAGGUGGUGGUCGGCGACGCCCCCUCCAUCGCCAGCGCCGUCAAGCAGAAGAAAGCACAGGAAGCGGCGAAGAAGAGAGUGACCAACGGCGACUACAAAGGGGACUCUGAGAACUCGGACUGGGAGACCGGAGAGAAGAAGGACCAGGACAAGUCCAAGGAGGACACCCCCCAGGGAUCGUCCCCGGAGGAGAAGAGAUUCCCCAAGAAAAGACCUGGUCUGAAGAGAGAACCACCAGAGGCCUUCACCGCUAGCUUCCUCGCGGGGCUGGAGAUCUACCAGACCAAGAUGCUGAAUUACCUUGCUAGAAACUUCUACAACCUCCGGUUCCUGGCGCUUUUCGUGGCCUUCGCCAUCAAUUUCAUUCUACUCUUCUACAAAGUGACCGGCGACGACGCGGACGAGCCGGACCCAUGGAACGGCGGCGGCAAAGUGGCGGAGGAGGAGGAGGACGAGGGCGUGGUGGAGUACUUUGUGCUGCAGGAGAGCACGGGCUACAUGGCACCCACCCUGCGCUUCCUGGCCAUCCUGCACACCGUCAUCUCCUUCCUCUGCGUGGUGGGCUACUACUACCUGAAGGUGCCCUUAGUGGUGUUUAAGCGAGAGAAGGAGAUUGCCAGGAAGCUGGAGUUUGACGGGCUGUACAUCACGGAGCAGCCGUCAGACGACGACAUCAAGGGCCAGUGGGACCGCCUGGUGAUCAACACGCCCUCUUUCCCCUACAACUACUGGGACAAAUUUGUCAAACGCAAAGUGAUCAAGAAGUACGGCGACCUGUACGGGGCGGAGCGCAUCGCCGAGCUGCUGGGGUUGGACAAGAGCGCCCUGGACUUCAACCCCACCGAGGAGACGGUGGCCAGGGAGGCCUCACUGGCGUCCUGGCUGAGCUCCAUCGACACAAAGUACCACAUCUGGAAGAUGGGCGUGGUGUUCACGGACAACUCCUUUCUGUAUCUGGUGUGGUACACCACCAUGUCCAUCCUGGGACACUACAACAACUUUUUCUUCGCUGCUCACUUGUUGGACAUCGCCAUGGGCUUCAAAACGCUCCGCACCAUCCUGUCCUCCGUCACCCAUAACGGCAAGCAGCUGGUGCUGACGGUGGGCCUGCUGGCGGUGGUGGUGUACCUGUACACCGUGGUGGCCUUCAACUUCUUCAGGAAGUUCUACAACAAGGGCGAGGACGACGAGGAGCCCGACAUGAAGUGUGACGACAUGAUGACGUGCUAUCUGUUCCACAUGUACGUGGGGGUCCGGGCGGGGGGCGGCAUCGGCGACGAGAUAGAGGACCCCGCGGGGGACCCCUACGAGCUCUACAGAAUCCUCUUCGACAUCACCUUCUUCUUCUUCGUCAUCGUCAUCCUCCUGGCCAUCAUCCAGGGUCUGAUCAUCGAUGCGUUCGGGGAGCUGCGAGACCAACAGGAGCAGGUGAAAGAGGACAUGGAGACCAAGUGCUUCAUCUGCGGCAUCGGCAACGACUACUUCGACACGACACCUCACGGGUUCGAGACCCACACCUUACAAGAACACAACCUGGCCAACUACCUGUUUUUCUUGAUGUACCUUAUCAACAAGGAUGAGACGGAACACACAGGACAGGAGUCCUACGUGUGGAAGAUGUAUCAGGAGCGAUGUUGGGACUUCUUCCCAGCUGGAGACUGCUUCCGCAAGCAGUACGAAGACCAGCUCGGAUAGGGAGGGGACCACAGGGACGCCGGGGCUGCUGGGAGAUGUAGUCCCGACGGACACGGUUGUCGCUGGUCCGCCACACAACACGGCGGCGACCCCCCCACCGCGGACGCUGCUACUCAAAGGCUACGGAUCGGUUUGAGGAGAUACACCGCAAGAUGGCCGCCUCAGAGUUAGUUUCCGUCAAUAUCAAACGUACCUCGGCUAUCUUGGGGUGCGGUGCCAAUCUCUGAACGGGGGAACGAAACCACUGACCUUCCUGGACUUUUCUUUUGGAAUUCCUUGGUUUUGACAACGUGUUGCCUUUUACUCCACAUGAUCCCAAACCAUUGCACAAUUUUUUUUGUUGGUCUUUUUGAGAAACACUGGGUUGUGUGGGGUUAUGGGACAAUGUGUGAGUCAUAAUAUGCACAAAGAACCCACUUUUGUUAUUUAGAGAAUGUUUAAAACAGAGACUUAAUGCCAAAAGAGUCACGGAGGGCGUGGUCGACUUGUGGAGUACUUGAUUCGACGUGUGAGAACUCUAUGUUGUGAACACCCCGUAUUGAGACGAUUGAGUAUUAUGAUGAACUGACAAAAAACUGAUGUUUUGUUUAUUUUAUAGGAUGUUACAUGCCUAAAAU